This is a messenger RNA of Phalaenopsis equestris, 3206 nucleotides long. RefSeq lists its product as uncharacterized. Lineage: Eukaryota; Viridiplantae; Streptophyta; Magnoliopsida; Asparagales; Orchidaceae. The record is from RefSeq and is a predicted model, not a curated record. The transcript has 14 exons. The coding region runs from base 1 to 2892 and encodes 963 amino acids.
AUGGAUGGUUUCUCCCGCCACCAACAACAGCAGCACGGCGGCGGGGCUUUCUGGUACGCAGCUUCCUCUCCGGCGGCCUCCCACCACCCCCCGCCGCCGCACCUGGCGCAGAACCUGCCGCUCCCUCCCCAUCCCCCUAGUUACCACCAUCAACCAAGCUACACAAGCCAAUUACCUAUCACUCCACCUCUGCAGCAUCAGCCGUGGUAUCAUCCACCACAGCAGCCUGCGCCGCCGCUCGCUGGCCCACCGCCGAACUACCCUCCGCCUUAUCACAGCCAACCCGGCCUACCACCCCCUUAUCCUCAACCUCAGCACCGCUAUCCUCCUCCUCCUCCUCCUCCCCCUCCUGCUCAGCCCCAUCCCAUGGCUGCUCCUCCUGCAUAUCCUCCCUCCGUUCAGGCAUGGGGGAACCCCUCUUGGCAAAAUCAUCAAUUAUGGGAGUACCCAGAUAGAAACAUUCACUAUGGUAGUGAGGAAGAUUGGGAGGCAAAGGCGAGAGCAUGGGCUUCUUCUGAUUCAAUGAACGAAAACCAUCAUGGACGUUCACAGUUUACCCCACUUGGGAGGAUGGAUGAGCAUGAAUACGCCUAUCGUGAUCAUUUGCCAAAAUUUGUUGCUCCUGCUGUCGAUACCCAACUACCGCUACUUCUGCAAUCGAAUGGACGAGCUUCUUACAAUGAACAUGAAACCGAGACCAGGGAAAGCAGCCAUUUGAUUUCCCCACCGAGAAGCUAUUAUCCAAGUUCAUCCAUAUAUGAGCAGGAGGUACCUUAUACUUAUUCUUCCUCACAAGGUAGCAGAGAAGCUAUGGAUCACAGGGAGAGGCCACGAGAGAGCUUUCAUCCUCAGUUCACAGCGCCUGUUCAAUUUUCUUCAGUGGAAGAGCCUCCUGGAAAUCAACCUGCUAAGCCAUCAUCCGAUAUUAGCGACCAGCCUCUUGAUUUCCACCCAAAAUCUACAUUUGGCCAUGAUCAACAAAAACAAUUUAGCUAUAGUGAUAUUGGUACUGCAGCAAAUGAAGUAGUGAUGGAUCAAAAUGUAGUCGGUGCAUCUGUUCAUGCUUGGAAUUCAACGACUGUUCCAGUUGCUACCUUCCCUCCAAUUCCCUUAGCUCCAUCUGGAACGCAGUAUGAUCCUUCAUUUGCAUCACAAGCUUCCCACCUUGUUCACUCUACACCUGCUUUUGGUGGAAUUGCUCCAAGCUUUCAGGCUCCUGUUUCUCCUAUCAGUGCACCAUUUGGUCUUGCUGUUGGGGCACCUAUUCACACUACUGAUUUUCCUGGAGAUGGGAAUGCCUCUUUUAAUAUUUCUGAACGGCCAAGAAAGGCAGCAGUUCCUAAUUGGCUGAGAGAAGAAUUAAUUAAGAAGAAAUCUGCUAUUGCAAAUACCAGUGUGUUACAUUCUGGGACAGUUCAAAUGGAAGAUGCUGAUAUUACUUUUAGAAAAACAGAUCAAGCUGACAAUCAGAGCUUAGAUUCAAGGAGGUCUACUGAGGAUGAUGAUGAUGAUGAGGAUGAAGUUGAAGCAGCAAGAUCAGCUGCAAUCAACCAAGAAAUAAAGCGUGUUCUCACUGAAGUUCUUUUGAAGGUCACAGAUGAACUUUUUGAUGAAAUCGCAACCAAAGUUCUUGAUGAAGUUGAACCAACUGCAGAUGUUGUUGAGAGUACCGGUAUUGGUAACCCUAAAUUAUCUCCUCCCCCGGCCAUUUCAACUCCUAGGGCAUUCUCUAAAAUCCCAGUUCCUGUGAGAGCUGACGGUAAAAAAGUUAAUGAUGCUAGUGACAAUUCCAGUCCUAACCGUGCUGGAGGAGAUUUGUUGGGUUUGGGUAAUUAUGGUUCAGAUGCUUCAGAUGAUGAUGAUGAUGAAAGUCAAGGGGCUCAGUCUAGGAAGCUAGGCGGUACUUCACAUCAUCUAGAAACAGCCUCUAGAUCUUUUGAACAUGCCGAGAAGGAUGUUGAGACAGUAAAGGAACCGUUGAUCGUUGAUGCUAAUGGUGAUGUGCAGAAGGAAAGAAUGACAUCUUACUCGGAAUCAAGUGAAAGGAAAAAGGCUGUUCGAGUUUCUGAAACUUCUGAGAAGACCAGUUCCACGAACAGUGAAAGGCCCAGAGAAUUACAACAAGAUGCAAAGUAUCUUAAAUCAAAAGCCACUGCUGGUAAUGAGGGCGGAAGAAGACAUGAAUCUGUGAAUGGUGACAGAACCACCAGUGGUGAAUUCCGGGAAGGGGUGGCCCAUUUAUCUAGUGCAAAAAAAAAACCAGAAAGAAUUUUGAAUGAUAGCGGCCUUAUUAAGGAAGUAGCGCCUGGUUCCCACAGGAAGGAUAAUGAAAAUAAUAAGCAUGGAGAUAAACAAAAUGAAAAAAUUAGCAAAAGUGAUAAGAUGUUUGAGCGGGGUGGUGACAGGAAUGUUAAACAAGGAAGCGGUGAGAAGGAUACCCAUUCCAAAAGUAGCUCUAGGAAUGUGAUUAUAAAAGAUAGUAAAAAAGAGGGUUUGAAAGAUAAAGGAGAAAAAAAAAAAGAUUAUGAUAGGAGAAGUGAACGCAAAAGAGAUAAAAAAGAUGAGAAGGAAGAAAAAUCAGAAUUUGUAAGAGAAACAUUGAGGCGCAACUUUAGGUCCAAAUCUCCUGUUAGAAAGCAUGCAAUGGAUAACUCUUUGAGCGGUCGUGGCAGUGCUUCAAGUGAGGAAUCUUCUGAUAACUCACGAAAGAGAAAGUUGCAAUUACGUGGAACUAGCUUGUCAGCAUCACCAAGGUCUAAAAAAAGACAAGCCUCGCGGUCUCCCCAUAGCAAGCAUUCUCAUUCCCGGCAUUCCCCCCACUCUUCGGCGAGAAGGAACAGGAGAUCAAGGUCCAUUUCACCUGCUCACAGGAGGAGACCAUCUAAGCAUUGAGAGAUAAUAUACUGUAAUGUGUCAUUGCAAAACAACAUUUUGUGCAGAGCUUUCCUGGUUUGAUUUCUACAGAUGCUUUUUGUUGAAGGCUCCACUGCCUUGAUGCUGCCCCGGACAGCGAUCGAUUUUUGCUUGGACCUGGUAAUUGUGAUUUGCAAUUACUAAUGUUCCAUAUGGUUGCAGAAUAUAAGCCUAGGUUUGGUGGCAUAUAAUUUAAAACAAUUAGUAAUUGCCAUGCAUAUUGUAAGAUAUUGGAAGCUAUAAUUUUCACCUUCGUUUUGACAAUCAGAGGCCGUAUAAUGAUUUCUCUUGUA